UUUCUCUUUGCUCUCAGAAAGAGAAGCUUUUGAUUUGUGUUUUGUGUUUCUUAGUGUGGUAGAGAAUGGAGCUUUUGGGAAAUGGUGGGGCUUCAAGUGAUGAAGCAUCGAAUUCCCGCAGAGGCAACAAAAAAUAUCAUCGCCAUACUAAUGAGCAGAUACAACGACUCGAAGAAUUUUUCAAGCACUGUGCCCACCCGGAUGACAGCCAACGUCAACAGCUGGGCAGGGAAUUGGGCCUUGAACCAAAACAAAUCAAGUUCUGGUUUCAGAACAAAAGAACACAGACCAAGGCUCAAAGUGAGAGAGCAGACAACACUAUUCUUCGCCAAGAUAAUGAAAGGAUUCAAUGUGAAAACUAUGCGAUGAGAGAGGCCUUAAAGAAUGUCAGUUGCCCAACCUGUGGUGGUCCACCGUUUGGAGAAGAAGAGCGGCAGAUCAAUCUGCAGAGCCUUCAGCUGGAGAAUGCCUAUUUGAAAGAAGAGCAUGAUAAGGUAGCCAGCCUUCUUUCCAAAUAUAUUGGGAAACCACUAUCACAAAUUGAAUCGCUUGCGUCUGUAGUUGGAUCCACACUGGAUUUAUCACCAGGAUGUUCGAUCAACCAAGGGAUUAUUGGAAGUCCACCCCUUGAUCUCAAUCUUACCAGUCCUGCAUUUUCUUACCAAUUACAAGAAAUCCCUGAAAUGGAAAAGACACUCAUGGCAGACAUUGCUGCCAGUGCCUUGGAAGAACUGGUCAAACUUUUUCAGAUCGACGAGCCCUUGUGGGUGAAAUCCACAGCUUAUGGACGAUAUUUCCUCAACCGUGGCAACUAUGAUAAGAUAUUUCCAAGAACCAAUCAAUUCAAAACCUCUAGUGCACGUAUCGAAUCUUCAAAAGAUUCAGGAGUAGUGACCAUUAGUGCAGCAACCUUGGUUGACAUGUUCUUAGACUCAAAUAAAUGGGAAGAACUCUUUCCCACAAUCGUUACGAAAGCCAAGACAAUUGAAGUACUUGAAAGUGGAAUGAUAGGAAAUCGGAGUGGUUGCCUACUGCUGAUGUAUGAACAAAUGCACAUUCUCUCACCUUUGGUGCUGCCACGGGAUUUCUACUUUCUUCGUUAUUGUCAGCAGAUGAAGCUAGGCACAUGGGUCGUUGUUGAUGUUUCCCACAAAUUCCCCAAAGAGAGUUCUUCAAAUCAAUCACGAUCUUGGCGGCUUCCUUCGGGUUGUUUGAUCGAAGAUAUGACUAAUGGAUGCUCCAAGGUAACUUGGAUUGAGCAUGUGGAGGUUGAUGACAAGACACAAACUCAUCGGCUCUACAGAGAUCUUAUAUGUAGUAGUGUUGCAUAUGGAGCAGAGAGAUGGAUCAUUACUCUUAAGAGGAUGUGUGAGAGAUUCGAUUGCUUAAUGGAUGAAGUUGAAUCUACUUGUGAGUUUGGAGGAGUGGUAACUUCACCUGAAGGCAAGAGGAGUGUAAUGAAGCUCUCUCAGAGAAUGGUGAAGAACUUUUGUGGAAUGCUGAGCAUGGCAGUUAAACUUGACUUCCCUCAGUUGUCCGAGGUGAACAACAGUGGGGUUCGAGUCUCUGUUCGUAAGAGCGCAGAAUCAGGACAGCCCCAUGGCAUGAUCGUCAGUGUUGCCACUUCUCUUUGGCUUCCUCUACCCUCCGAAACUGUCUUUAACUUCUUCAGAGAUGAGAAAAAUAGAGUUCAGUGGGAUGUUCUGUCUAAUGGAAAUCCAGUGCAUGAGAUUGCAAACAUUUCAACUGGAACGCAUCCAGGAAACUGUAUAUCUGUUAUUCGGCCUUUCAUCCCCACCGAGAAUAACAUGCUGAUGCUUCAAGAGAGUUACACAGACCCUUUGGGAUCCUUAUUCGUAUAUGCUCCAGUCGACGUACCAGCUCUUAACGUAGCAGUAGGCGGCGAGGACUCUUCCAACAUACCUAUCCUCCCAUCGGGGUUUGUGAUAUCAGGCGAUGGCCGUGCUGAAGUAACUGGGGAUUCAGGCCAUUCCACGGCAGGUGGUUCACUUCUCACAGUGGCUUUCCAGAUAUUGGUUUCCAGCCCGUCAACUUCAAAGCAGAUGAACAUGGAGUCAGUGGCAACUGUCAACACUCUCAUCAGUUCCACCGUUCAAAAAAUCAAAGUUGCUCUCAACUGCUCGAGCUUGGAUUAAACUGUUUGCGGUGGAAUUGUAAUUCUUAUGCUAAGAAUAAAACCAGCCGUCGGAGAAGGUUGUGAAAUUUAUUUUUGAAACUGUUUUGAGACUCUGUUUGAAUUUCGUUUUGAAU
This is a messenger RNA of Pyrus x bretschneideri (Chinese white pear), 2271 nucleotides long. Its product is annotated as homeobox-leucine zipper protein HDG11-like. The transcript is spliced from 10 exons. The record is from RefSeq and is a predicted model, not a curated record. NCBI's taxonomy places the organism in Eukaryota, Viridiplantae, Streptophyta, Magnoliopsida, Rosales, Rosaceae. Gene Ontology annotation, molecular function: DNA binding; lipid binding. Bases 66 to 2156 code for a protein of 696 amino acids.